AUGAGGGCUCUUUACACACGGACUUUCUUCCGUGUGGUGAUCCCCACGGAGUUUGGCGAAAAGGUGGCGGUUGUUGGCUCAGAGUCGCAACUGGGCAACUGGCAGGUUGCGCGUUGCCACGAGCUGGUGACGAACGAAGAUGUUGUCCCCGCCUGGUUCAGCAAGAAGCCGGCGAUGCUGCCCCUAAAGAAGAAGGUGGCGUAUAAAUAUGUUAUUCUCAACGACAGAAAUGAGAUCGUCAGGUGGGAGGAGAUUGAAGGCAACCGCGAAUUAACCCCAACAGGAGUUGAGAUGUUGGUCGAAGAUGACAACGGGUUCAUCCGCAGCAAAACCUCUUGCGACCUAACAGGGGAUGCUGCUCCAGAAACUCAGGAGAAACGGGAGGACAUGCCUCAGGGUGCCGCUGACUUGAGGGAGCGGCUGUUAUCAGCUAAAGAAGGUUUUGCAGAGAUUGACGAGAAUGAUUCCUUAGUUGUGGUUUCUCUUGAGCUCCCGUUGCGGGUCGUGCGGGUGGCUACCCACCAGAAUAGUGCCUCCGAAGCAGCAGCAAUAGCUGCUGCUGCUGCCGCUGCUGGCGCCGCAGCAGCAGGUACAGCAGGAGCAGAGCCGUCGGCGGCCGCAGAAGGCGCCCCGUCGUCACCCCCAACACCAUCUGCAGCACCAGAAGAGGCAGGAGCGGCAGGUGCAGCGGCAGCAGCAGCCUCAGGAACACCGGCAGGAGGAGCAGCAGGAGCAGGAGCAGGUGCAGUGGCAGGAGCAGCAGCAGCUGGAGGAGGGCCGGUGCCGCAGCAGCGGGACGGUAGCGGAGCGCUGGUGCCCUUCCUGCGGAGCAGCAGAGGAAGGUUUGAGCUACGGCCUUCGAAGUGCACUCUGCUGCCUUCUUUGCUGCACUUGAGGGGGAAGACAAAGUUAGCAGUUUCUUUCUUUGGGUUUCCCGGGGUGUUCCCUGCUGAUGCAGAAGAAGAAGAAGAAAUCCGAGAACUGUUGCAGGGGUUCAGCUGCUAUCCUAUCUUUUGCCCGGAGAAAGAAAUGCAAGAGUGUUUCUCCUUCUGUGACUUUGUGCUGCGGCCGCUCCUCCAUAACGUACUGUCGACGGAGCAGCAGCAGCAGCAGCAGCAGCUAAGCAGCGAGCAGCUCUGGGGUUCUUACUUAUUUAUCAACAAGCUCUUUGCUUCUCAAGUCACCCUGCAAAUGCAUGAAACGGACAUUGUUUGGAUUCAUGACUUCCAACUCCUUAUUGCUCCAAUGUAUAUCACAAGGAGAAACAGAACUGCCAACAUCGGCCUCUUUUUGCAUGUGCCCUUCCCCUCCAGCGAAAUCUUCAGGUGCCUCCCCUACAGAGAAGAGAUUCUGCGUGGGAUGCUCUGCGCGGACUUGAUAGGAUUCCACUUCUUCGAGUAUGCACGGCAUUUCCUGGUCACUUGCCGCCGUCUGUUGGGUUUAGAGUUCUCCUUCAGAAGAGGCGGUCUCCUUGCUAUUGACUUUGGAGGCAGAAGCGUUUUUGUCAGAGUAGGGCAUGUUCAUAUCAUGUACAAUAACCUCCAACAAGCUCUUCUCGAUGCAAACUGCAGCGCUGCAGCAGAAGCCAUUCGGAGCCGACAUCCUGGAAAGUUUAUCUUUGGAUCUGUUGACCGCUGCGAACCCUUAGCAGGGCUUCAGCUUAAAAUAGCGGCAUUUGAGCGAUUUCUUGAAUGCUAUGAAUAUGCAAGGGGAGAAGUUGUUUUGAUACAAUACGCAUAUCCUGUCCGUAGUUGGGGCCGCUCGGAUGCUGCUGCGUUGGCGUCGCGGCUGCAGCGACAAGUUGAAGAAGUCAACGCAAAGUACAGUGCCCUUGGCCGGGGAGACCACAUCGAACUGCUGAUCAAGGAGGUGGAGUGGCAUGAGCGCUGCAGUUUGUUUACAGCUGCCGACUGCUUACUCGACAGCUGCAUCAGGGAAGGUUUAAACCUGAAUCCCUUUGAAUAUUUAUGCUGCCGCAACGACUUAAGACCUACUGCAGCAAUCCUCUCGGAGUUCACCGGCUGCUCUAGGGCCCUCGCCUCCCCCAUUCGGGUCAACCCGUGGAAUUGCGACGCGAUGGCCGCUGCGAUGGACGCGGCUGUCUCUGGACGGGAGACGAUGCAGGUGGCAGUGGGGAGAGACCAAACCCACUUGCAGCACAACAAUACUUUAAACUGGGCGGAAGAAUUUGUACUUGACCUUGCAAGAGCCAGAAAGAGUGCUGACCUCGUGUACCUGGACACCUCGCUGGUGAUGACUGCCUUUCGGAAUUCUCGCCAUCGCGUUUUCUUCUUCGACUGCGAAGGGACUUUGGCUCCCGACCAAAGGCGGCUGGCCAUGAUGCAGAAGAACGGAGAGGAGUUGUUUGCUGCUGGCCGGCCUCCUUCAGGCCAAGUUCAGCGUUGCUUGAAGGCUCUCUUGCAAAAUCCCAAAAACACUGUCGUUAUAUUAAGUGGAAGAGAUAGGAGUCUACUAGAAGACUGGUUUAGAGACGUCAAAGGCAUCGGCUUGUGUGCUGAACACGGCUACUACUACCGCCUCGACAAGCUGACAGGGGACGAAUGGGGCUGCAUGUGCCCGGACGCAGAUUUCACGUGGAAGUCUGUGGCUGUUGAGCUGAUGCUGCAAUAUGUCAAAAGAACUCAGGGCUCCUUCAUCGAAAACAAAGGGAGCGCAUUGGUAUUUCAGUACAGAGAUGCAGACCCCGACUUCGGUCAGCUGCAGGCAAAAGACCUCUCCAGCCACCUCAGCGAGUUGCUGUUUGGUUACCCUGUGACGGUGGUGAGCGGGAAGGGGUAUGUGGAAGUUAAGUUGCUGGGGGUCAACAAAGGGAAGGCAGUCGAAAGAAUCUUGCAAACGCUUUCAACUCUUCACGGGGACAUCGACUUUGUCUUCUGCAUUGGGGAUGACCGGAGCGACGAGGACAUGUUUGCAGUGAUAAACAGCUGGACUUCAGGCGACGGCAGGUGUCUUCCGAACCGCCAGGGGCCAAACUCUUCUUCGCUCAUUACCCACACAGGCAGAGAACAGAGGCCGACCUCGCAUCAGCUACAAAGAGGCUCCGUUUCUGUCAGUUCCCUUCUUGGCUUGCUUUCCUCUUUCCUGCGUCCCUGGACUGAUUGA
Molecule: messenger RNA, 3123 nt
Organism: Eimeria maxima
Lineage: Eukaryota; Apicomplexa; Conoidasida; Eucoccidiorida; Eimeriidae
Product: trehalose-6-phosphate synthase domain-containing protein, putative
Exons: 15
Coding region: 1-3123 (1040 amino acids)
Biological process (GO): trehalose biosynthetic process
Cellular component (GO): cytosol
Molecular function (GO): catalytic activity; starch binding
Source: RefSeq, a predicted model, not a curated record